AUGGAAAUGUCCAGCGAGUCAGUAUCUCUGGGACAGAAAUUCAAACCGGUCUACGUGACUCAAGAUUUUGCAACGGUGGAUGACAAGAAAUCCGGAUUCCCAGGAACUUCCACUGAUAGAAUUUCUUUGGAUAACAUUCUAACCGCUCUGUCCGACAAGACGGGGACGACAAGUGGCGUGCCGAGUAUGAGCCACGUGAUUGUCAUGAUGCCCCAAUCCGGUGUGAUAGAAUUAUUAGCAAAGGUGGUAUUGUAUCCCACAGCUGCUAAAAAGUACAUGUGGAUCUUCGGUGAACCGGUCGAUGUACCGAUCAAGACAAUGCUCAAACUUUUGUCCGCGCAUCCAAUCAAGACGAUGAAUGUGGCUUUUUUCCGUUAUUUGCCCAUACUACAUCAGGAGGAUUGCAAUGAUGAUAGUAUGAACAAAUUACUGCGUGACACGGCUAUUCACUUUGGUUGUUCAUACGUUCCUUGUAACGCUUAUUCACCGAUCUCUUCUCUUCGAACCGUUAUAUCUGCUGGGACUGACCAGGAGCGCGUUGCCAUACUGAUCACCGUCAUGAAUCUAUAUGCUCAUGUGAGACACUACACGACCAACUACUAUGCACCACAUACGCCCGACAUUUUGUGCUCUGCAAUACCAACGCAAACUGAUCAAGCUGGUCCCAUUGCACUCAAUCUCAGCAAGGAGUUAGGAGUUCUUCACAAGUUUUCCGGGUUGACAUUUUACGCGUUGGAGACCAACGCGGAUAACGUGACGCGAUUUGUGGCGACAGCACGAUAUGGGGACAAUUCAAUCACCCAAACCGAGGAUGGCGUAGAAGUUGGCAAACAAGCUCUCGUAUCCGGCCUGUUCCCGAAUCGAUUUCGCAAUUUUACCAAUCAAAUGCUGACUGUAGGCAUGGUUUUGGUCCCACCUUUCGUUAUGGACUAUCAACUGUCUCCGUCCGGAUACUUGACCAAAGCGCGAGGGAUGAUGAUUGAUCUAAUGGAUAUUCUUGCCGAGAGAUUUAAUUUUCGUUAUCGAAUCUAUCCGGCCUCAGACGGGCACUUUGGUGAAUUCUCUCUUCGAGGUGAAUGGACCGGACUGAUAGGUGAUCUACAAAAGAAGGAACGAGACUCGGCUGGAUCCUUUUUGGGUCACGUGCUAGACGGUCGUCUGGCUAUUUUGAUUGCCAAACCGACCACAGAGGGCAAACUGUUUCGUCUGUUUCAAAUCUACCAGCCAGAAGUGAUGGGUAUCUUUGUCCUAUGCGCGAUUGUCAGUACCGCCAUGUGCUACUUGUACGAACGAUACAGUCCGUACAGUUUACGAAAUCAAAUUACCUCGUCCCCACCGAUUCCGGAACGAUUCCACUUUUUGGAACAAAUGUGGAACAUUUGCAAGUGUUCCAUUCACCAAUGCAUACUGCGUUAUCCAAACAAUCCAUCCUCGCGUGUCGUGCUGCUGGCUCAAUGGGUCAUGAUAUUUCUUCUAUUCAGUGCGUGGCAAGCGGAUAUCACAUCAUUUCUGACGAGGAGCAACUACAAACCACGAAUAGGAUCGCUCCUGGACUUGGCGGCAGACACCACGUUGAAACCAUUGAUUGUGCGGGGCACAGGAGUUUACGAAUUUUUUCAGGAAUCCAACACAAAACAAGCAUUUCAGGACAUUCUGCGCAGGGUAAACGAUGAAAACCUGGUGGUGCCAAACACAUCCACUGCUAUUUCUAUGCUUAUUGAUAAUCCUGACUACGUCGUGGUGGGUGAUUACGAGACAUUGCGUUAUGCCGAACUAACCUACUGUCAAAAACUAAUGCUGAUCAACACAGAGGUCGUCAUGGGUCAGCAAUCUAUCAUGACUUUGAGUGACGUGGACUGGGUCAAACCGUUCUCAACCUAG
Messenger RNA from Echinostoma caproni, 1881 nucleotides. The record is from the annotation of a GenBank genome assembly. NCBI's taxonomy places the organism in Eukaryota, Metazoa, Platyhelminthes, Trematoda, Plagiorchiida, Echinostomatidae.